AUGACCCGGUGGCGACGCGACACGGCCCUUCCCGGCGGCGGUGCCUGCUGGGCAGCGGCUUCCGCCUCCCCCUUCUGCCCCGGCCGCCGCCGCCGAGCCCGGUCAGGGCCCGAGCGCGGUCCGGGGCCGCGCCCUCACGAGCGGUACCGCCCGGGGGGAGCGGGCGCGAGCGGCCGAACCGGGAACGACAACACUCGCCGCGCGAGACCGCACCACUGCGCCUGCGCUGCCUCGGGUGCCGGAAACAGCUGGGGCGCGCGCCGCCGCCUCACGGGCCGCCGCGGGGGGCGGGGCGGUGACGCGAGAUCACGGCCGCGGCGGGGUGGGGCUGCUGCGCGUGCGCACCGGCGGGGACGGGCGUGGCGGGCGGCGACGUGCGGGACAGCACGCGGGGGGGCGCCGCCCGGUGACCGUGACGAAAUCACGGAAUGGGAGGGCUUUGGAACGGACCAAAAGGAUCGUCCGGUCCCAGCCUCCCUCUCACUAGAACAGCUUGUUCAAAGACCCAUCCAACCUGCUUUGAACACUGCUAGGGUUGAGGAAUCCACAAUCUCCCUGGGCAACCUGUUCCAGUGCCUCACCACCCUCACAACUUGCUCCAGCAGUUCUAUGUCCUUCUUGUAUUGGGGACCCCAGAGCUCAGUGCAGCACUCCAGGUUAAACUCUACACAUCUCCCACUGCAGGACAUCCCUGGCUGGAUGCCAGAUGCCCACUGAACCUGCACUGUCACUUCCUUCCUCAGCUGGACAGGGGAGAGAAAAUAGAACAAAAGGCUCAUGAGUUGGGAUAAGGACAAGGAGAGAUCACUCACCAGUUACCAUCAUGGGCAAAACAGGCUUGACUUGAGGAAAUUAGUUUAAUAUAAUACCAACUAAAUCAGA
Molecule: messenger RNA, 882 nt
Organism: Lepidothrix coronata (blue-crowned manakin)
Lineage: Eukaryota; Metazoa; Chordata; Aves; Passeriformes; Pipridae
Exons: 3
Coding region: 1-717 (238 amino acids)
Source: RefSeq, a predicted model, not a curated record